AUGCUUCUGCUGCUGAUCAAGUUGGCGUUUUGCGUGGCUACGGUGACAGCACAGGUAGAUAGCUCUUCACCGUUCUCAUUUACUUCAAAUGGCAAUCCGAUCUUGUCCAAUGGGUCGUGGUACUCCGGCGACCCUGCUCCGUUAGUCGUCAAUGACACGCUGUAUAUUAUCACGGGACGCGACAGCGCACCUCCGGAUGAGAAUGCCUUCGUGAUGAACCAAUGGGGGAUGCUCGUCUCAUCAUCCGCAAAGCCAGAGGGGGGUGCGUGGACGUUGGAUCCCGACGUCGCAGACCCUCAGGUAGUGUUUGCAUGGGCCGCAUCUGGCAGUGCGUAUGCGGCGCAAGUGGUCCAAGGUCAUGAUGGCCGGUUUUACUUGUACGCCCCGGUGACCCAGGCCGAUAGCACCAAUGAAGAUGCAUUUGCGAUCGGCGUGGCCGUCUCGGACUCUCCAACGGGCCCUUUCCAGGAUGCUCACCCCUCGGGCCCGAUCAUCUCCCAGUCGGUUCCACCACCCGGCAAUACCAUCCAGAACAUCGAUCCAACCGUGCUUGUCGAUGACGAUGGACACGUGUAUAUCUACUUCGGAACUUUUGGGCAGCUUCUUGGUUACCAACUAGACCCGGAUAUGGUUACAGUGACAUCGAAUGUUACGCAAGUGACCAGCCUGACGGGUUACUUUGAGGCGCCCUGGUUGAUGAAGAGGCAGGAUGUGUACUACAUGUUGUUUGCAGCAAACAAUGCUGGGUCUGAUUCACCCUGUACACCAACCUCGUAUCACGCCUGUAUCGCCUACGGAACCGCGUCGUCUCCAAUGGGCCCCUGGACGUUCCAGGAUGUAAUUCUCCCGAUUGUAUCCUCAACUACUUCUCACCCAGGAGCAGUCGAAUGGAAUGAUGAAUGGUAUCUAGUGUACCACACGGCCGACGCCAUUGGAGGAGGUCACUUUCGCCGUAGUGUUGCCUUUGAUAAGCUCACCUGGGACGAUAGCCAAACCCCCGCCAAAAUCAAUGUUGUGCAACAGACCUUCGGGCCUAAACCGCCAGUCCCGCCCACUUACAAUGUGGCACCCCAGGCGGUAGCAAGUUCUGCAAACCCGACGCCGAUUCAGUAUUGGGCACAGGCCUUGAAUGAUGGGAUCAUUCGAGCGAACCCUUUACCACCAGACUAUUGGAGCUCCUACGAGGCAACAGACUCACCCCAAAUAAGCACGCUCGUUUAUUCUUGGAAUGGAACGGUCCAGCUUAAUGGUACAUCUAUGGCGUUCUUCGCUGACCAUGCUGCUGGGGCUAAUGAAGGUGUUGCGCCUCCCCAGGAAUGGUACAUCGAAUACAAGGACGGUUCUGGUACGUGGCAACGGGCUGCAAAUACCUCAUCGUAUCCCCUGGAAGUGACCGAUACGCCCAACGUGGUGGCGUUUGAAACGGUGGAUACUGUCGCAAUCCGCGCAAUCUUAGUCGCGUCCGGUGCUCAGGGACAAUAUGCCGGUGUUGGCGUGAAAGAAUGGGAGGCUUUGUCAACCACCCUGCAUUCGUAUUGA
This is a messenger RNA of Aspergillus bombycis, 1539 nucleotides long. RefSeq names its product endo xylanase. Bases 1 to 1539 code for a protein of 512 amino acids. Gene Ontology annotation, molecular function: hydrolase activity, hydrolyzing O-glycosyl compounds. The record is from RefSeq and is a predicted model, not a curated record. NCBI's taxonomy places the organism in Eukaryota, Fungi, Ascomycota, Eurotiomycetes, Eurotiales, Aspergillaceae. Gene Ontology annotation, biological process: carbohydrate metabolic process. The transcript has a single exon.